AUGCCUUUGCCAUCCUUGAGAAGUGUUUUCUUUGUCCUGUCUCUAACCUCAGUCAUAUUCACAGCAUGGUACAUGGUCGUCCCCUCCCACAAUGUGGCAGAAUAUAACAACUGGAUGUAUUUCUAUGACUACGAGCCCAUCCAUAAGCAGGACUUCCUCUUUACGAUACGCGAGCGAUCGAAAUGUGAAGACAACAAUCCGUUCCUCGUCGUCUUGGUGACGUCACGGCCUGCGGAUGUGCAAGUAAGGCAGGCCAUUCGAGUAUCCUGGGGGUCUCAAAGAUCCUGGUGGGGGAACAAGGUGUUGACACUGUUUCUGUUGGGCAAAGGAGCAGAAAGCGACGACUUCGCAAGAUUAUCUAUAGAAGAUGAAAGCAUUCUUUAUGGUGACAUCAUCCAACAAGACUUCCUUGACACUUACAACAACCUUUCCUUGAAAACCAUCAUGGCUUUCAGAUGGGUGGCGGAGUUUUGUUCCAGUGCUAAAUAUGUUAUGAAGGCAGAUUCAGAUGUUUUCAUCAACACGGGCAACUUAGUGAAAUUCCUUCUGAAUUUGAAUGCCUCAGAAAACUUCAUUACUGGCUACCCUAUAGUGGAUAACUUCUCUUACAGAGGAUUUUAUAAGAAAGUCUAUAUUUCUUACACGGAAUAUCCCUUUAGGAGUUAUCCUCCAUACCUCAGUGGACUUGGUUAUGUCUUCGACACCAGACUGGCUGUGAAGGUUUAUAAAAUGAUGGGUCAUGUUAAGCCUAUAAAGUUUGAAGACGUCUAUGUUGGGAUCUGUUUAAAUAUACUUGGUGUGAACAUCUCCAUUGCAGAAGAUAAAGAACUCUUCUACUUGAACAGAAUCGGCUUUGAUGUUUGCAAGUUCAAGCACUUGAUUGCCGCACAUGGUGUAUCGCCCCAGGAAAUGGUUUCCUUUUGGCAGGAAAUAACAAGAGAGACUUCAUUUCUGUGCCAGUGAUUCCAUCCUGUCUUAAAGCCCUGUUGCUUCAAGCCUGUUUGCUCCCCAGCAGAGC
Lacerta agilis (Sand lizard) is the source of this 1018-nucleotide messenger RNA. It is a transcript of the gene B3GALNT1, whose product is annotated as beta-1,3-N-acetylgalactosaminyltransferase 1 (globoside blood group). Gene Ontology annotation, molecular function: N-acetyl-beta-D-glucosaminide beta-(1,3)-galactosyltransferase activity. The transcript has a single exon. The record is from RefSeq and is a predicted model, not a curated record. The coding region runs from base 1 to 963 and encodes 320 amino acids. Gene Ontology annotation, cellular component: membrane. NCBI's taxonomy places the organism in Eukaryota, Metazoa, Chordata, Lepidosauria, Squamata, Lacertidae.